GAGGAGCUGGAAAGUGCUGACGAGAUUCAGGCCUAUGAGGCUCUAUCCAUUCUUGGCGGGCAGGAGGCAGAGGCUGGCUGGCUCUCACCUGCAGAGGCACGUCGCCUGGCACCCCGCUUCUUGCAACUGCUGGAAGACAGAUGGGAGAGGCAGCAUUUCGCACUUUCCGCUCUGGGCGAUCUUGGUCUGCGUUGGGUUCAG
Molecule: messenger RNA, 201 nt
Organism: Symbiodinium sp. CCMP2456
Lineage: Eukaryota; Dinophyceae; Suessiales; Symbiodiniaceae
Source: the annotation of a GenBank genome assembly